AUGGCGCCGAGAUAUACACUGUCGGACUCGGAAUCAGAGGCGGAGGCUGCCGUUCCCUCCGACCAGGCAUUGGAAAAGGCACUGCGCAAGGAAGUUACGGCGAAAUACAAGGCGAAAAAUUUCGAAGAACUCACCGUGAAGCGCGUGCGCCACGCCGUCGAGCAGAAAUUGGGUCUUGAGCAGGAUUUCUUCAGGAAUACUGGCGACUGGAAAGUGAAAAGCGAGGAGGUUAUCAAAGAUGAAUUUGAGAUACUACGAACGAGUGCGCCAGAGCCAGAAUCCGAGCCUGAGCCUGAGCCUGAGCCAGCCGCGUCAUCGCCCCCUCUAGAACCGAGUCAGAACCCAACGAACAAGCGACACAAGGCCGUAAGCACACAGAAGCCGAGAAAGCGCCAAAAGACACAAACACCAGUUUCGGAAGAAGAGGACGAGCUAUCGGAACUACCUGAUGCGGAGAGCGAGGAGGAAGAGGUCGCAAAGCCCAGGAAGGCCGCACGACAAGUGACAAAGACUACCAAGACUAAAAAGCCCAAAGAACCUUCGCCGGAGGCAGUUGAAAUAUCCCAUGGCGAGGAGGAGGCUGUUGCGACCAACCGCAGUGCAGAAGCUACCAAAGAUGAUUCCGAGAGCGAAAUGUCCGUUGUGCUAGACGAGGAGCCGAAGCCCAAGGCCGCGCGAAAGCGUAAAAGCAACGAGGGCGCUUCAAAGAAGGCUGCCCCGAAGAAAGAAAAGAAAGCCGCCAAAGCCAAGGAUGAGGACCUCGACCCGGAUCAAGCAGAGAUCAAGCGGUUACAAGGGUGGCUGGUUAAGUGUGGAAUCCGCAAGAUGUGGUGGCGGGAGUUACAGCCAUAUGAAACUUCAAAGGCGAAGAUCAAGCAUCUCAAACAGAUGCUGGAAGACGCGGGAAUGAAGGGACGAUAUUCCCUCGAGAAAGCUCGGCAAAUCCGUGAUGAGCGGGAACUCAAGGCGGAUCUUGAACAGAUCCAGCAAGGUGCGAAGAAAUGGGGAACAGGCAGUGGAGACGAGGGUAGUGAUGGGCCUGCACCGUCACGCCGCGCGGCUCGUGGACGUCAAGCGCUCGCGUUUUUGGAAAGUGAGGGAGAAGAGAGCGAUUAA
Messenger RNA from Penicillium cataractarum, 1116 nucleotides. RefSeq names its product putative transcriptional regulator. Lineage: Eukaryota; Fungi; Ascomycota; Eurotiomycetes; Eurotiales; Aspergillaceae. The coding region runs from base 1 to 1116 and encodes 371 amino acids. The transcript has 2 exons. The record is from RefSeq and is a predicted model, not a curated record. Gene Ontology annotation, cellular component: nucleus.